Molecule: messenger RNA, 536 nt
Organism: Antechinus flavipes (yellow-footed antechinus)
Lineage: Eukaryota; Metazoa; Chordata; Mammalia; Dasyuromorphia; Dasyuridae
Gene: IL23R
Product: interleukin 23 receptor
Exons: 4
Coding region: 48-536 (162 amino acids)
Molecular function (GO): protein binding
Source: RefSeq, a predicted model, not a curated record
GUGUUCCUGCUAAUUUAACAUGCCUCAUCUAUGAACAUUCCGGUAACAUGACGUGUACUUGGGAUACAGGAUCACCCACCUAUCUGGACACCAAAUACACCGUGCAUGUGAAGAGUUUGCAGACAGGACAAGAACAGCUCUAUCUCACUUCAAGGCAUAUCAGCAUUUCGACCAACACACUACGUGGUGGCAAAACGUAUUCUGUUUGGGUGCAAGCAGCAAAUGCUCUAGGGGUGCAAGAGUCAGAGCACCUGCAACUUAACCUGGAUGACAUAGUGAUUCCCGCCCUCCCAGUCAUUACAGGAGCUGAGGAUAGAAAUACAUCCGUGCCCACAACAGUUAUCCACUGGAGAAUCCAAACAUCGAUGGAUGGAGUUUUCUGUGAGAUGAGACACAAAGCAACCACAAGGACAUCUUGGAAUGGAGGAGAAUGUGAAGUGGUUCUUGUGCAUUAUCUCCACCUAGUGGUCUGCAAACCUUUCUGUAGCCUGCGCUUCUAUGAGAAGCUUAGAAAACUGCUCACUCUGGAUGGAUAG